AUGGCCGAUCUCUUGCCGACAAGCACAUUGUCUUAUGAUGAUUGGGCAAACAAAACCCUCGAAGAACUAAUCGAGUAUUCCCUAGAAUCUAGUCCAUUCCGGGAUUUUGAAUGCCCGCUUCGAUAUGCGAUUUUACCUAGUGCAUGGAUAUUUAUCACCACCGUACCCACGUUGCCGAAUGGAAUGCCGAUUAGGCCAGAAAAUCGUCCGGAUAGCGAUCUACCGGUCAUUGCUAUGCUUGCCGCGGCGGGUACCUUUGAAUUGUUUUUUGUUGGUCACACGAUACGAGUGAUUGCAAGAAGUCAGAUACUGAGCAAAGCCGUCAAAUGCUAUAUGCUCAUCGAGUUGAUUGCAAAAUUCCUCUUUGCAAUCAGCAGAUUCAAUCGAAUCAUUUGCAUUAUAAACUGGUACUGUGUGGCAACUGAUAACUAUCCAUUCUCUGGUUUAAUGCUUAAUUUUAUCAUAACUGCCUGCGAGUUUGCAUUGGAGCUAACAAUAAAACUAGUGGCUGUUGCCUUUUGUAUCAAUCGCUUUUUCGCAGUCUUUUUCAAUGGAAUUUACUUCACCCAGGCUGAGCGUCUAGCUCUUCCACAAUGCUCGAUUUUAGUCAUCAUUCCAUUGAUCGGCUAUUUGAUGCAAAUUGGCACAUUGACCAAUAAAACAACGGACUAUGUUUGCUAUGGCGGAACGUACUUCAGUCCAUUAAAUUAUCUAUUAAUGACAUUCUACUCAUGGAAAGCCCUUCUACAAUACUAUUGGAAAGACUGGAUCGAUAUCUAUGCGGCUCCAAUUUCCGCCGGCUUGUCUAUCCUUCUCGAUUCGCUCGUUUUGUGGAAAAUCCGGAGAUUGAAUACGACGAUCAACUCGACACAAAGAGGAAAUGCCAACAUAAAGUUGGUGCUUAUGAUGUUGAUCACAAAUUUGAUCUCACUAGUCACCUAUCUGCAAAGACAAAUCUUACGAGUCGACAUCGGCAUAACUCCAUCCAAUUACAAGCAGAAGAUACUUGGUCAAUAUUAUUACGUCACACUUCCCCAGAUGAUUUUUCGUGACUUGCAAACUCUCUGCGUUCUACUCUUCAAUUUGCCACCUCGACAACCAAAGCACCAACCACCAAUCCUUUCAAAGCAAAGUGCUUCAAACGGCAACAUAGCAACGAUAAAAGUUGAU
This is a messenger RNA of Mesorhabditis belari, 1170 nucleotides long. NCBI's taxonomy places the organism in Eukaryota, Metazoa, Nematoda, Chromadorea, Rhabditida, Rhabditidae. The record is from the annotation of a GenBank genome assembly.